CAGUUCAGGCGAGUUCAGUGUGGUUGAGGCCGCUGGCAGAGGAGGAGGUGUUCACAGCCGCUCCCUGACUAUCUCUUGACUCCACAAGUUCAAAGUUCCAUUUCCCUCACCAGGACCCCGUGUACCCCUGAACCUUUAGUAGUGUGUGCUGAGGAGAAGUGAUACCCGCCAGAAAUACAGGAAUAACCGGAGUCCACCAAGCAAGACAAGGUUGCAAGAUAAAACAGUUCUACGAGUAUAUAGACAAAGAAAAAAAAAAAAAAAAAAAAACAAGAGGGUAAUAGAACAAAAUUCGACUAAACAUUAUUACUUCUUAACAUCCCCAAACACCAACAAGAGUAGUACAUGAAGCAAAGUGUCCAUUAAAAGUGAAAAACCAGGAAGGAAAGUUGUGGGGAGGGAGAGAAAAGAAGAAAAGGUGGAGGUAGCGUGGUGUGCGGGCGCGCAGGAGCACCAUGUACAAGGUCCCCCGUGGGCCCAGCAGGAUCAUCCGAACCAGACGAGAUUUGAGUCAAAAGUUGGAAAAUUUGGAUCUGAAUCGAGAGGUGACGAGGAGGACGGAGGACGCUGCAACUAUGAGUUCUCCGCGGCCUGUGUUCCAGCCAGUGGGCGGGGGCGGGAAGGGAGGGCGGCCCAGCAACGGGCGCUCCCCGCCUCAUGACACCAUCUCCCCGCAGCACGAGGAGCUCAUUCGCUUCUUCAAUGACUCAUGGGGCAGAGUGUGUAAAGAAAUGGAGAUGGGAAAGCAGAAUGGGCAUGAUGGCAGAGGGAAUGUAAUCACGUACUACCAGGAGAAGAAUGAACAUCCAGCACUACAAGACUUCAAGCCAUUUGACUUGGAGGCUUGGUGGGGCAAGAGGAUCUACCAAAACCUGACCCAGUCCACCUAAGACCUGCACUACAGCAGUUCCAGCAUCCUGUUGUUGGAACAUGGAGGGUUGCACACCCCUCUUUCUCUCCUCCUUUAUUUUUUUCUUUUCUAUUUUCUUUUUCCAUUUACUUCUGCAUAGACAGACUUCACAGCUAGUUCCCACAGGGUGUGGUGUGAGCUGCUGUGCCACAUGCACACCCUAGAGGCUGUGAUGGGAGUCUCCUGAAGUGAGACCUGUGAGUUGAGUGUGCCGCUCUUGCUGCCACCACCACUGCUUCCCAUCCUGCUGUGUUGUCUGCACGUGGUUGUGAAGGCAAGCACGAGGAGAUGUAGAGGGUAGAAGCCCAGUUACUUGUUUGAUAUUUUCUUUUCUUUUUUUUACUGUUGGAGUCAUUGGUAAAGGGAGUAGACUUUUGUAUAAUUUGCUAACAGCAUGCCAGGAAGAACAGAUGUGCAUGAUGAGGGGGAUGAGAUACAGUUUGUAAGAGUAGUUUUCCCAGGUGUCAUCUGGGGAAUAGCCUUAGAAAAAGUAGGUGAAAUUAUUUAGUUACACUAGCAUUCCAGUGAAAAAAAAUAGUCAAUUGGAAGUGAAAAAAAAAAGUCAUUUGGAAUUGUAAAGCCAGAUGGUGAUGCCCUGGUGGACACUUCACAUCUGCCUCGUUUCCUGCAAGACAGGCUGAGGAAUGGGGGCUUUGAUGAAUGUGCUGUUUGUUAUUGCAGAAGACCAUUUCAAUGUAGAUGUAGCAACCAGGCAAGAAAAUUAGCAAUAUUUCAUAUCAAAAUUUUUUAAAAUUGAAAAUACUGAAAAUGUAGUGCAUGCUUAAGUGACAUCCCUUCAAGUUUUUUAUUGUGAAGUUGUCAAGGACUAAUGAAAUGUGGCAGGUCUGUUAGGAAGUGUUUUCUUAAGCUACUUGCUAUGCAGUACAAAACCAACAAUACUGUUGCCACCUGAAUGACAACAAAAAACAAAACUGGCUCUUGAAAACCAGCUAUUUUUAAGACUUUACACACAAGAAGCAUCUGGUUGGAGCUUCAUGACCCCAGCAUCAUGUUUCCUGCCGAGCCUGCGGCCCUCGGCCUGAUUGUAAAUUUGUGGAUCUGGAGUGGUGUCUGAUGGAUCCUCUCCUGUUUUGGCAAGGCACAAACUUUUCCAAUGGCUCUAGUUUGUCACUAGUUUUCAUGUAAUUUGAAAAUCAAACGCUGAAGAUAAAUGUACUAUUGUGUUAAUUGUUCAUUCAGUUCUUAUAGGUGCUACAGACACAUUUUUUCAUGAAGAUUUUAAUGUAUUUCAGUAGAUGAGUACUUUUACAAGAGAUUUUUAGAUGUUUUAUAGUUUGGUGUACACAAUUUAGCCUUUUUCCAUUUUAAAAGACAAAGAAGCUGUAGGUCCUGUGUUCAUUGUGCAGUUUCUCAUUUUAUAAUGUAGUAUUUUAAGUAGUGUAUUAGGUACAGCUGCAGCAGAGCAGUGUUGAAGGGGUUAGGAGGGUGUCGUGAAGCCCCAACCACAAUGCUGCCAGUGUCAGGCGCCUCCCUGUCGAGUGUCAGUUGGGUGAAGGGGUCGUCUCCCUCAGGAACUAACACCUCACAGUACAUCACCACCUUGCCGCCUCACCCUCCCACAGCUCCCCCAACAUGUUAAGAUUUCCAUGUGUUCUUUGCUGCCCAACCAACCCCCUCCCACCUACCCAGUCUCUAUUUUUAUAGCCGUGUUGCAAGAGAGCCAAGUGAGGGCAGUUCCUCGGGGGUACAACCUGAUCGUUAGUCUGUGAUAUUAUUUUGUUUCCUCUUGUGGGGCAACUCACAUACCGAGACAAAGUAUUUUGAACCAAUCUUGAUGCUGGAUAUAUUUGACCUGACAUAGUUUGUACAAAUAAACGUUGAAAAGUA
This is a messenger RNA of Scylla paramamosain (green mud crab), 2758 nucleotides long. Its product is annotated as MAPK regulated corepressor interacting protein 2-like. The record is from RefSeq and is a predicted model, not a curated record. The coding region runs from base 456 to 890 and encodes 144 amino acids. NCBI's taxonomy places the organism in Eukaryota, Metazoa, Arthropoda, Malacostraca, Decapoda, Portunidae. The transcript has 7 exons.